AUGGUUUUUAUCCUUCCAAAGAGUCCUAUAGGCAAGCUUGAUAUCAAAAAAGAGCAUUUUCCUAAAGAUUAUCGCCUUGCACUCCUCAUCAUUGUAUAUGUUGCAACUAGCUUGCUUGUUUCGAGCCAUGGCGGUAGAGUUAGGGUAUUAGGAGACGGUUCAUCCAUCUUCAGUGUGCUAGAUUAUGGAGCCGUUGGUGAUGGAAAACAAGAUGACACUCAAGCGUUCUCAAAAGCAUGGACCAAUGUGUGCAAUGCCAUCGGUAACACUCCAACUCUAGUCGUACCACAGGGAAAGACAUUCUUACUCAAUUCCAUUAAAUUUAAAGGUCCUUGCAAAUCUCCCGAUAUUCAUUUUCAGAUUGAAGGUGAUAUUGUAGCACAUAACGACAUAUCUGAGUGGGAAAACUGUGAAGACAAUACUUGGAUAUAUUUUGCAUACAUUGACAAUCUCUUUGUACAAGGACAAGGAUCAAUUGAUGGCAGAGGCUCUAUUUGGUGGAAAAAUGCUCCUUUGUUAACUAAUCGUGACACCCAUGCUACAAUUAACGAGGAGACAAACUCGUGCAACCGUCCCACGGCUUUGAGGUUUCUAAGAUGUUAUGGUCUCCAAGUAAGAGGCACUACACACAAGAAUAGUCCUGGAAAUCACAUAACUUUGGCUGGUACUAACAAUUCGACCAUAUCAAAUAUUAACAUAUUUGCGCCGAAAGAUAGCCCUAACACUGAUGGAAUUGAUAUAUCUUCCACAAACCAUCUUAACAUUCUCAACUCCGUCAUUGAAACUGGUGAUGAUUGUAUUGCAAUCGGCUCGAAUACAACAUGGAUCAACAUAGCAAACGUCACCUGCGGACCAGGUCAUGGCAUUAGUGUGGGAAGCUUAGGGGAAGAUGGAGCACAAGCAAAAGUGGAAGAAAUACAUGUGAGUAAUUGCACUUUCAACAAUACUUCAAAUGGAGCCAGAAUCAAAACAUGGCAGGGUGGAUCGGGAUAUGCAAGGAAAAUCACCUACGAUAAUAUCAUUCUCAUCGAUGCAAAAAACCCUAUCAUCAUCGAUCAAUAUUAUUGCAAUGGUGAUAAAAAUUGUAAAACACAAGCGUCGGCGGUGGCGAUAACAGACGUGAAAUUCAGUGAAUUCCGGGGAACAUCAGCAAGUGAAGCAGCAAUUACGUUAAACUGUAGCCAAGUUAGCCCAUGUAACACCAUUGUAAUGGAAACAAUCGACAUUACGACGUCGGAUCGUACCAAAAUUCUAACCAGCAAAUGCGAGAAUGCGCAUCCACUACAAAAUUCAGUUGUACCUCUUGUUCAUUGCGCUAAAUAGGAGCUAAAGAUGGUGCAAAAUAUUUCUUAUCCAAAUAAACAAAAAUAAAGUGUCGAUGCAAAAAUGUUGCAUAUAUGAAUGGCACAAGCAUUUAGGGGAAGGACAUAGAUUUAUUAAUUAGUACAUUUUUUAUUUGUAUAAUGGAAAAAAGGAUUGAUUGUAACAGUAUUGA
This is a messenger RNA of Spinacia oleracea (spinach), 1495 nucleotides long. Its product is annotated as probable polygalacturonase At3g15720. The coding region runs from base 1 to 1323 and encodes 440 amino acids. The transcript has 10 exons. Gene Ontology annotation, molecular function: polygalacturonase activity. Gene Ontology annotation, biological process: carbohydrate metabolic process. The record is from RefSeq and is a predicted model, not a curated record. Lineage: Eukaryota; Viridiplantae; Streptophyta; Magnoliopsida; Caryophyllales; Amaranthaceae.